AUGGCCGGAAUCCGAGUGCCUCGAAGCUCAGCGAACUGUGGGCCAGCUGCAGGAAUCCCCGUAUUUAUAGGGUCCAGAACAAUGGGCAGUGAUGAGCACCAGUCUGCUGGAAAGCCACAGGAGAAACUGCAGGUGUCCACAAAAUCCUGGAUUUUUGCCCUGGUUGCUUCCAGCAAGCUCCAGUACAGACUUUCUCCCGUGGUGAAGAAGAUUGUGGAUAGGAUAGAUGACAAUAAAGACGGCUAUCUCACAACAGAGGAGUUAAAAAACUGGAUUAAACGGGUACAGAAACGCUAUAUCUAUGAAAAUGUGGCUAAAGUUUGGAAAGACUACGAUCUAAACAAGGACAAUAAAAUUGCCUGGGAAGAAUACAAACAAGCCACCUAUGGUUAUUAUCUAGAAAAUCCAGAAGAAUUCCAAGAUGCAACUGAUCAGCACAGUUUUAAGAAAAUGCUGCCCAGAGAUGAAAGACGAUUCAAAACCGCAGAUCUGGAUGGAGACUUAGCUGCCACUCGUGAAGAAUUCACUGCUUUCCUUCACCCAGAGGAGUUUGAGCAUAUGAAAAACAUCGUUGUCUUAGAAACCUUAGAAGACAUAGACAAAAAUGAGGAUGGUUUUGUGGAUCAAGAUGAGUACAUUGCUGAUAUGUUUGCAAAUGAAGAGGGUGGACCAGAGCCUGACUGGGUGAUUACAGAACGUGAACAGUUUUCAGAUUUUCGUGACCUCAACAAGGAUGGAAAGAUGGACAAAGAGGAGAUUCAGCACUGGAUUCUCCCACAAGACUAUGAUCACGCACUAGCUGAAGCCAGGCACUUAGUCUAUGAAUCGGAUGUAGACAAGGAUCAAAAACUAACAAAAGAGGAGGUUCUAGACAACUGGAAUAUGUUCGUUGGAAGUCAAGCUACUAAUUAUGGGGAGGACCUCACAAGAAACCAUGAUGAACUAUGAUACAGUAUACCAUCCAGUAUGCCACAGACCUUUUCUCCACUUCACUGAAAUCGUUGUGUCCAUCCU
Haliaeetus leucocephalus (bald eagle) is the source of this 1014-nucleotide messenger RNA. It is a transcript of the gene RCN1, whose product is annotated as reticulocalbin 1, EF-hand calcium binding domain. Gene Ontology annotation, molecular function: calcium ion binding. The coding region runs from base 1 to 948 and encodes 315 amino acids. Gene Ontology annotation, cellular component: endoplasmic reticulum. NCBI's taxonomy places the organism in Eukaryota, Metazoa, Chordata, Aves, Accipitriformes, Accipitridae. The transcript is spliced from 7 exons. The record is from RefSeq and is a predicted model, not a curated record.